CGAGCACUCUUGCUGAAUAGCAAGCUUUAUUUGGAGAGCGAACUGAUGUUACUGUUACUGUUAGCGUUGGUACCAGCGCAAGGCCUCAAUCAUGGAGCGGCUGGGUCCAGUGGCUGAUUAUCCCGAUUUAGUCAUCACCGCCCUUCCAGUCGAUACUCGUCCGGUAACCCGUCUUCACUUGAUUGCAGCGUCAAUGAUUACUCGAUCGCGUCCCAUUCGACGUUUCGUUUCCUCGGGUCGGACUGGAUGCUGGAUGCUUAGUCUACGAAAGACCUGUUUCUCUGUGCUCAAAUUCAUCGAGACAACUUUCACAGUGAUAUCGGAUCAAAUGAGUCAUCAGGACUAUGGACAACUGUUCGAAGGAGGUGAUAAAAUAGGUCUAGAUAAUCAGAGAAUCCUUUCUUCUCCCUCGUUCCAUAGUAUUGAGCUCCCAUAAGUGAAGCCUUCGAUGAAUAACGCCUCGCCGCGCACUUUGAGGUUUUUCCAAAUUAUCGGGAUCAUGCCUUCUACCUGCCACAAGGUGAGAGCGAAAAGUGAGGCAAGUAGUCACGUAUCACCGGCUACAGCUUUCACGAGCGAGUCGCGAUGCGAAUAAAAGGAACACGCACUCGAGUGGCGAGGGUGCCUGGGGAUAAGCACCCUUUCAGAGUCUCAAUAAGAACUAGC
This is a messenger RNA of Guyanagaster necrorhizus, 666 nucleotides long. RefSeq lists its product as uncharacterized. Bases 92 to 436 code for a protein of 114 amino acids. Lineage: Eukaryota; Fungi; Basidiomycota; Agaricomycetes; Agaricales; Physalacriaceae. The transcript is spliced from 2 exons. The record is from RefSeq and is a predicted model, not a curated record.